Messenger RNA from Poecilia latipinna (sailfin molly), 1519 nucleotides. RefSeq names its product single-minded homolog 1. The record is from RefSeq and is a predicted model, not a curated record. Gene Ontology annotation, molecular function: RNA polymerase II transcription regulatory region sequence-specific DNA binding; DNA-binding transcription factor activity, RNA polymerase II-specific; protein dimerization activity. NCBI's taxonomy places the organism in Eukaryota, Metazoa, Chordata, Actinopteri, Cyprinodontiformes, Poeciliidae. The transcript is spliced from 9 exons. The coding region runs from base 521 to 1519 and encodes 332 amino acids. Gene Ontology annotation, cellular component: cytoplasm; nucleus; transcription regulator complex. Gene Ontology annotation, biological process: regulation of transcription by RNA polymerase II.
AAGAAUAACCAAUAGACAAUCGCUGAGCGUAAGCAAUUGUCCAAUACCAUCUAUGUUGUUUUCAGAGGGCGUGUCUCCCACUGUCUCAAAAGAAACUGUAGCUGCGCUUCUGAUCACAGAAUCCUACCAGGAGCUUUGUGCUAGAUGGAGGUUGCGUGCGGACUCCAACGGCUCCAGCAGGCCCUCCAGUAGAAGCUAGCCAUAAAGUCUGCAUUGAGGCAUUUUCCUCAGUUGUUCAUGCAAGUUUCGCACCAGGUGUGAUGGAUCUCAGUGUGCGUUGAGUUCUUCGGUGUCACCAAAUAAUGAAUAAUCCCUCAAUAGAAGGGACGUAAGAAGUACUUUGGUCUCAUGGGUCGUGAACUAUCAGGAACACCUGUAAACGUAAAGAGAGCUCCGCGCGCCGUCUGCUGUGGGGUUUAGGCCGAGAACGGGGGAGAUAUCGCUUCCAGAGCAGGACAUGGGUAAGCGCAAAUCGACUUAGAAGGGAGAGGGCCGCACCGGACCGGAACACACCGCCAACAUGAAGGAAAAAUCCAAAAAUGCGGCCCGGACGCGUCGGGAGAAGGAAAACAGUGAGUUUUACGAACUGGCCAAGCUGCUGCCGCUUCCUUCUGCCAUCACCUCCCAACUGGAUAAAGCCUCAAUCAUCCGCCUGACAACCAGCUACCUGAAGAUGAGAACCGUGUUUCCUGAGGGCCUUGGGGAGUCCUGGGGUCAUGUGAGCCGCAGCUCUCUGGAUGGUGUCAGCCUGGAAUUAGGCUCCCAUCUUUUACAGACAUUAGAUGGAUUCAUUUUUGUGGUUGCUCCAGAUGGAAAAAUAAUGUAUAUCUCAGAGACAGCAUCAGUGCACUUGGGUCUAUCACAGGUAGAGUUGACAGGAAACAGCAUUUAUGAAUACAUUCAUCCAUCAGACCAUGAUGAAAUGACAGCGGUCCUCACAGUCCACCAACCUUACCAUUCCCAUUUUAUACAAGAGUAUGAGAUGGAGCACUCCUUCUUCCUAAGAAUGAAAUGUGUCCUGGCUAAAAGAAAUGCUGGUCUCACCUGUGGAGGCUACAAGGUGAUCCACUGCAGUGGCUACCUGAAGAUCCGUCAGUACUGCCUGGACAUGUCUCCAUUUGACGGCUGCUAUCAGAACAUCGGUCUGGUGGCCGUUGGUCACUCGUUACCACCCAGUGCUGUAACAGAAAUCAAACUGCACUGCAACAUGUUCAUGUUCAGAGCCAGCCUGGACAUGAAACUAAUCUUCCUUGACUCACGAGUUGCAGAGCUAACAGGCUAUGAGCCUCAGGAUCUCAUAGAGAAGACUCUCUAUCAUCAUGUCCACAUCUGUGACUCUUUCCACCUGCGCUAUGCACAUAAUUUGUUAUUGGUGAAAGGUCAAGUCACAACAAGAUACUACCGUUUCUUGGCCAAACAAGGUGGUUGGGUCUGGGUUCAGAGUUAUGCAACUAUUGUGCACAACAGCCGCUCAUCCCGACCUCACUGCAUCGUCAGCGUCAACUAUGUCCUUACGUAA